AAUUUUGUCAUUGGUAGUUUUGGUAAGGCAGUAGUAAGAGAUAUUCAGAUCGAGUAGUUUUUUUCAUGAAAUCAUUGAUCAUAUGUGAUAUGCAGGUGAAUUCUAAAUGGCUUUAUCGGAUAUUCGAGGUUUAGGAAAUAUUCUGGAAACGAGCACGAUAUCUCUCAGAAAGUGUGAGCGAGAUGGAUCAGAAAUGCAACAAAAAAUUAUGGAAAGCAGCCUGGUUUCAGGAGCAUUUUCCACAUGGUCUCUUAAUGGACACAUCCCAGAUUAUGCUCAGAAUGGACAGGAAGAAAUACAGAAACAAGAUGGUACCAGUUCUUCAAAUAAUGCCAUGGUUGACGAUUUAGUAGCCAAAAUUCUUGAAGAUGAAUCUUUCGUUGUGAAUAAUGGGUUGAAAGACACCAUGCCUAUGAUGUCAUCUCCAAGGGAUGCAGAUGUUUUCUCACUGUAUAACGGACCUAACACUUCUCACAGUGCGCAGUGGGCAGAUCAGUAUCAAAAUGGAACAAAUGGCAUGCCGCACUUUGGCAUUGGUGGUGUUGCUAAUAAUUUAGGACAACUUAGUGGGAUAAAAAUUUCAGAUUUUGGUUUGCCUUCUCCCAAUUCAAUUGGGAAAGAAUAUUUGAGUCCAAAUGAAUUUUCUUGCCUUGGUCUUACUUCUAUUGAACAAACAGAUUUUGAUUUACCUCCCCUGGAUAUGCGAUCUGUAAACCAAAUGCAAUCAAUGUCUGUUCCUCCUCCUCCUCAUCCACAGACACGACCUUUACAUACAGACAACUUUUCCAGUCGUAGAUCUUAUAUGCAUCAAUCAAAUCAACAGACGUUAUCUCAAUCUUAUAACAACAUCAGUAGUAAAGAAUUUCCAACAGAUUCUGGAUAUCUUUCUGGUUCUUCUAUGUCUUUGUAUUCACCCCCCAAUACUUCCCAAACUGAUGGAUCUGAUUGUGGUGUUUAUGGACAUGGUUUGCCAAAUGAUCAGCAAAUGUAUAAUUACAUUCAGCUCCUUAGUAACACUAGCAAAUUAAAUUUGUCUGAUGGAAUAGAGGGAGUUACUGGUUUUAAUAACCAAAAUCAUCAUACAAAUAGCUCCUCUUUGGAUGAUAUGAGUAUUAAUUUUCCACAAAGUAAUUUAGAUAAGUGUACAUUUUCCAAUAAUCUUCUUCAAUUGACAUCAAAUUAUGUCAACAUACCUAAGAAUGAUGGAGCAUCAGUUAGUAGUUCAGCUAGUUGUGAUGGCAGCUUAAAUGGCUUGGAACACCAAUUAAACAUGUCUUUGAUGAAAAUUAACAAUCAAAAGAGGACUCCCAACAAAGAAAACAAUGCUCAAUCUCCAGCAACCUAUUCGGCUAUUGGUUUUCCUAGAAAUCUCAGCAGCAGAACAUCCUCCAGCAUUCAGCAGUCCAUGCCAGGAGGUGGCGUGAAAGAAUCUUCCAACUUCAUGUACCAGGGAAACAAUGGCUUGAGAUUCAAUUCAAGUGGCGUUACAGACCAUGGAGGUGCUGGAUCAAAUUUUCGCAUGAAUCAUAACAACAAUAGCAACGAUAUAGGACUAAAGCAUAUGCAAGUUGCUAAUUCAAGAAAGAACAAUUUUUCUGUUAACAAUAGUCCAGCACUCGGGAAUUCAGUAUCUGCUGCAUCAUCUCCGAACUUCAGCACAACUGUUCCCCCUCCUCCUGCUCCAGAGAACUUAAAUCCUCUUCUGACAUCCACCCCCAAUGAUACCAGAUCUGGCUUUUCUCAUUUACAUUAUGGUAACACUCCACCUUUGCCUCCACUUCAUCAAAUAGUUCCACCACCUCCUCUGGACCAGAGCAGAUAUCCUCCUGAGAUAUAUUCAGAAAUGCUGAAAACUCAAGCAAGAUUAGGAUAUAUUCCAUCAUCUGGAUCUGGUCCAUCAGAUAUUAUGCCAUUCUUUGACGUCUCAGGGAUGUUUGGUUUUCCACCUCAGAUGUACGGUUUCCGAUCUGUCCGCCGAAGUGGACCAUCUAGUGAGCUUCAUCUGCGGUUGGAAGAAUGCUAUGACCAGUUCAAAAAUCUUGAGAAAGAACGAAAAAAGACAGAAGCAGAUUUGGCUCGACAUAAUCCAGGAAAAAAGGUUUCUUCUGCAAAUAACAUUCCUGUGCCACGGCUUCCUCCAAAUCCCUCACGGGUGGACAGACUUAUUGUGGAUCAGUUGCGAGAACAUGCUAGAGUCAUAACUUUAAUAGCAAAAAUGGAGCGACUGAGAGGGGCAGGUGUUCACCCUGAAAUUCAUGCUUCUAUGGAAGCUUGGCUGGAGGCUAUCAAGAAAGUACAAGCCCGGAGACGUGAUGAAAUCAUAAACUCAACCAAUAGACAUCAUAACAUGGUUGCUGGCAUUCAGACUCCUAGAAUUCAGGAAGAUAAAGAUAUUUUGGCUCUGGCAGGAAGCAUUCAUGAUUUGAGUAUUGGAUCACGCCGUGCCCGAACAGGAAUGUGGUGUGCCCUUGCAGUCACAUUGCUGUCCCAAGACCACAAAAUAGAGUCUGAUUCUAAUCAUCUACCACAUGGCAUGGAUGCAGUUUCUUCAUCCACUGCUGCUACUUUAAUCAACACAGCUGCAAAUACCACAAUAACAACUGGCACCAGUGGCAUGAUCUCACUAGUUAAUACGGUUACUUCUGCUGGUGCUGUUACAACCCCCAAAAUUGUUCCCAGUACUCUGGCAACUUCCAAAACGGUUAGCAUUGCUUUAGGUCCAUUGAAGCCCAUGUUAGAGGACUUGAAAUUAGUUGCAGAUCUAUAA
Messenger RNA from Gryllus bimaculatus (two-spotted cricket), 2767 nucleotides. The record is from the annotation of a GenBank genome assembly. Lineage: Eukaryota; Metazoa; Arthropoda; Insecta; Orthoptera; Gryllidae.